UUUAUCUGAUAAUGUGAUUUCAGAUUUUCAGAUUUUACAUUGAUUUAUUUCAUCUCUUACACGUUUAUUACUGUAAGGAUUCGAUUCGAGUAGCGAUUAUGGCAUUUUCAUUCGGUACGGCCACCGGACAAAGCAAAGGGUUUUCAUUUGGAACUCCCAGUGCUGCCAGUACCACAGCCACAACAGGUCUGACCCUCGGAGCAGCGGCGACAAGUGCGGUUAAGCCAGCCGCAGGUUUUGGAAGCGGAGGCUUUUCGUUUGGGACAAGUGCAACAGCAACUCCCGCCACAUCGACAGGCUCCACGUUUGGGCUUGGGGGUUUAGGUAAGGGUACAACAACUGCUUCCACUGGCUUCAACUUUGGCAAGACCACAACCACUGCACCAACCCUAGGUGGACUGCUAGGAGGUACCACAGCAACCACAUCUGCUGCAACAAGUUUUGGAUUCAGUGGACUUGGAACAGGACUUGGAACAGGCCUGACAACAAGCACCGCCACAACAACAGGCCUUUCAGUUGGACCAGUUUUUGCCAACACUACUCAGCCAUCUACAAAAGGUUUGGGAGGGACUGACCCACAAACUAAAACAUCAAGUACAGGCAAUGGGACAAGCAAUGGCAAGUCAACCGACAGUAAAGCCAUCAAGGAGACUAAUGUACCUAAUGAAAUCGCUCAAACAGUUGCGGACUUCAAGAAACAUGUCAAGAGCCAGAAAUCAGUGAGGGAGGACAUCUCACGUUUAUCCUCCAAACCCAUCUUCAAGGUGCAAGAAGACGUACAGACACUCCGGCAAAUGAUCUCCAUCGUUUCAAAUGGUUUACAGCGGAAUGCUGGUGCGAUUGAGAAACUGAAAAUGGAGACGUCGCAGGAGUUGAAGAAUGUGGAGAUCUCGCAGCGAACCAAGGAUACCCCUCCUGGUUUACAGUAUGAGAACACGGCACCCAUAGAAUAUUUCCAACGCAUCGUCGAAGAUUUUGAACAGAGCAUGAUCCAGUAUCGGCAGCAGAUAGAGAACGUAGAGAAUCACUUUGUCACGUUGAACCAACCAGGGAUAAUCUCACUACAAGAUCUGACAAUGCUUUUACGAAAACUCCAUGAGACAUUCAUUGCAUUUGCUGCUCAGUUGCAGGCCGUACAUGAAGCAGUCAAGGUCCAAAAAGAACACUACUUGAACUACAAAAAAGUCUUUCAUGGGGACUCGACCAAUGUAUUUGAUGUGCGACAUAAAGCUAUCUUAAAGGCUGCAGAGAGACCAACAGCACGAGUCGGCCCGACACCGUUCUCUGGACUGACUAACGCUGCUGCAGUCGCCAUGGCAACAGCUUUAAAUAGAGGACAACAGCCAGCAGGGGCUCCACCAACUGUUGGGCUGUUAGCAGCUCAGACAACACAAGCACCGACUUUAGGAGCUGGAUUAACUUUUGGUGCAGCUACCACUGCUCCGUCAACUGGAUUUUCUUUUGGAACGCCAGCCGCGCAGACACCAGCAUUUGGAUUCGGGACACCUGUUUCAACAGCAUUUGCCACCUCCUCACCAUUCCAGUUACAGAAGCCGCCUGCAGGAAGUAAAAGAGGAAAGAAAAAUUAGUGCUUCAGUUGUCCUGAGUUGUUUUCUUCGUUACUUUUGUGUUCGUAUUUGAUGGUGCAAACACUGAUUGGAGAAUAUACAGACAAUUUGAUCAGGAAAAAUGGAGUAAAGCUUGAGAACUGUGCAUUGAACACAAUGGAAGGGCUACCUUUCCUCCAUUUCUUGAAGUGAUAAAUGACCCCUGUCUUGUAAGAUUGAUGGCAUAUUUCAUUUUGACAGUAUGAAUUACUUUUAAUA
Lineus longissimus is the source of this 1826-nucleotide messenger RNA. RefSeq names its product nucleoporin p58/p45-like. Gene Ontology annotation, molecular function: structural constituent of nuclear pore. The transcript has 11 exons. Bases 99 to 1589 code for a protein of 496 amino acids. The record is from RefSeq and is a predicted model, not a curated record. NCBI's taxonomy places the organism in Eukaryota, Metazoa, Nemertea, Pilidiophora, Heteronemertea, Lineidae. Gene Ontology annotation, cellular component: nuclear pore. Gene Ontology annotation, biological process: nucleocytoplasmic transport.